AUGGCUACUCGUUCAUUGGUCCCAACUUUUAUUAUGAAAACAUUCGAAAUGCUAGAAGAUCAAUCCAUAUCUCAUAUUGUCUCUUGGACUGAAGAAGGAUUAAGUUUUGUAGUGAAAAGCCAAAAGUUAUUAUAAUAAUAGGUUCUGCCACAAUAUUUCAAACACAGAAACUACUCUAGUUUUCUAAGACAAUUGAAUUUGUAUAAUUUUAAAAAGAGUAAACACUAAGACGGACAAGAGUUUAAACACAAAUGCUUCAGAAAAGGAGUUAAACAGAUGUUGUAAUUUAUAAAAAGAAGAAACAAUGAUGAUGGGAAUUAAGAAUCUGUCAAUCCUAAUUAACCAUCUGCUAAACUGAAGGAGGAGUAAAACAUCUUAAGAGUGUGCGCAUCUGAUAUCAAAGACACAAAUACAAGGUUAGACGAGGACAUGCAAAUAUUGAAAUAAAAGAGUGGGGUGCUUUUGGAAGAAAUGUGGAAUCUCAAAAAGUUAUUGCACAGUCAGUUCGAUCAAGUGAAUCACAAAUUGGAGAGGAUAGACAUCAUUAUAGGGGCAAUGUCUUAACACAAAAAAUUCAAAAAUAUCUCCUAAUAUUUCACUACUAAAUUCUUAUAGAACGAACUACACACUCUGGAAACCAACUUAAAUUAACCACUCUUUGAAUCGCCAAAAUAAGAAGUUGAUGAUUAGGAAUAAAUCAAGGCAUUAUUUGAGGAAUUGCAAAACCUCAGCAAACCAAUUUAAUUUGAUUGAGCAUUUUUGUUCAAUUUAUAUAGAUUUUCAAUCAAAAAUUAAAUAAAUUUUGA
Molecule: messenger RNA, 806 nt
Organism: Paramecium tetraurelia
Lineage: Eukaryota; Ciliophora; Oligohymenophorea; Peniculida; Parameciidae
Exons: 7
Biological process (GO): regulation of DNA-templated transcription
Molecular function (GO): sequence-specific DNA binding; DNA-binding transcription factor activity
Source: RefSeq, a predicted model, not a curated record